AUGUGGCCGCCCGUCUGGCUUCCCGUGCUUACGCAGCUGGUACUGCUGCGGUUCCUGGUGGCCCAGCCCAUGAAGCCCAUCAGGGUCUUUGUGGUUCCCCACAGUCACAUGGAUGUGGUCUGGAUCCACACUGUGCAGGAAAGCCCGUGGGCCUAUGCGGCCAACGUCUACACCUCUGUGGUGCAGGAGCUCAUACUCCAGAAGCAUCGCCGCUUCAUUGCUGUGGAGCAGGAAUACUUCCGGCUGUGGUGGGACGGCAUCGCCUCGGAGAGACAGAAACGCCAGGUCCGCCAUCUCCUGGCCACAAGACGUUUGGAGUUUGUCAUCGGGGGCCAGGUCAUGCAUGACGAGGCAGUGACCCAUUUUGAUGACCAGAUUCUGCAGCUCACAGAAGGACAUGGGUUCUUAUAUGAAACCUUUGGGAUCCGGCCACGGUUCUCCUGGCAAGUCGACCCCUUUGGUGCCUCUGCCACGACCCCCACCCUAUUUGCCCUGGCGGGCUUCUACGCCCACGUCAUCUCCCGGAUCGACUAUGACCUGAAGGGUGCCAUGCAGAAAAACCAAAGUCUACAGUUCGUGUGGCGAGGGUCCCCAUCCCUGGCGGCUGAGCAGGAAAUCUUCACGCACGUCUUGGACCAGUACAGCUACUGCUCGGAAGGCUUUCACUGGGAUGGCUCGACUCUCUCCCCAGAGCCUCCCCCAAAUAGGAAAUUCCUGGAUAUGAUUGAGCCUGUUGAUGAGAACAACAUUAGAUACUAUGUCAAUCUCCUUGUGGACCUUGUAAAGGAGCGGGCUGCCUGGUUCCGGACAUCACAUCUCCUCUGGCCCUGGGGGUGUGACAAGCAAUUCUUCAACGCCUCACUGCAGUUUGCCAACAUGGACAUUCUGCUGGACUACACCAACUCUUACAAAUCCAGGCUCGGCAUCUCUGUGGAGUACGCCACGCUGGCCAAAUACUUUGGUGCAUUGCAAGCUACCAAUAUCACCUGGCACGUCCGUGAGCACCAAGACUUCCUGCCCUAUUCCUCAGGUCCACAUCAGGCUUGGACCGGCUUCUAUUCAUCUUGCAACCAGCUCAAGGGGCUGGCCAGGCGAGCCAGCGCUCUGUUGCAUGCUGGGGAGUCCAUGUUCACACGCUCUGUGUGGCCGGUUCCCCACCAGCACCUGGACCUGGACUGGGCCCUGAAGCAGCUCCAGCAGCUCCGCUGGGCUGUCUCUGAGGUACAACACCAUGAUGCCAUCACUGGGACUGAGACCCCCAAGGUGAGAGACAUGUACAUGAAGAAUCUGAGGUCAGGGAUGCAGGGUGUGCACGAACUGAUGGCCUCCAUUGUCCAGGACAGGACCCCAGCGUACUCAGGUAAGGCCAGUUCUCUGUGUGCAGACCCAGAAGCUGGGGGACACAUUGCCGUGGUCUACAACCCCCUGGCUUGGAUGGUCACCACCCUUGUUACCCUGACUGUGGGCUUCUCCAGGGUCAAUGUCACAGAUGAGUUCGGCCAGCCAGUGGCUGCACAGGUCCAGGAAUCGAAGGAGAAGGAAACUGCUUAUGACUUGCAUGUGCUGACCACAAUCCCGGGCCUCAGUUACCGACACUAUAGUAUCAGGCGCGCCCAGGGGACCCAGGGUGUCACACCUGUCAAAACAUCCAAAUUUGUCCGCAGGACAAAGACACAUGCUGGUUCAGGGGGCAGGCACCUAAUUCGUGUGGAGAAUGACUGUUACACUGUGUUCCUGGACGCUGACACUAACCUCAUGCAUAGCAUCUUGGAGAGAGAGAGUAACAGCACAGUGCGGGUGACCCAGGAGUUCAUGGAGUACCAUGUCAACAAUCUUGAGUUUGAGGAAUUCAGUUCUAAUUACUACCUAUUUUCACCCAACGGGACCGCUGAGCCAGCAUGGGAGGGUGUGGAGUUGGAGAUUGUGGCGGGAAAGCUCAUGACCGAGAUCCGGCAGUUCUUCUACAGGAAGGAGAGAGACCGGAAUCACACAUAUGCCAUCUACUCCCGGCUCGUCCACGUGCCGGUUGGCCAUGGUGGGGAGCUGCUCUGCCAUCGCAUCGAGCAGGAGUACCGGGUGGGCCCCUUGGAGCUGAACCGUGAGGCCAUCCUGAGGACCAGCACCAGUCUCCACAACCGGCAAAUCCUCUACUCAGACAGCAACGGUUUCCAGAUGCAGCGGAGAGUCUUCCGGGAACACGCAACCAACAGCAUCGCUCGGAAUUAUUACCCCAUGGUUCAGUCCGCCUUCAUUGAGGACAGCCAACGCAGGCUGGUCCUGCUGUCCGAGCAGGCACAUGGCGUCUCCAGCCAAGGGAAUGGCCAGGUGGAGGUCAUGCUCCAUCGCCAGCUGUGGAACAACUUUGACUGGGCUCUGGAUUAUGACCUCACACUGGAUGACACCUCUGUUGUCCACCCCGUGCUCUGGCUCCUGCUAGGACCCCGGCCGCUCACCGCAGGCCUGCGCCAGAGGAGUGGGCUGGCACUGCAGCACAGACCAGUAGUGCUGUUGAGAGAGCUGAAUGAGAUUGCCCAGAAUCAUCCAAGCCCCCAGCAACAAGAGCCCGUGACCCUGCCCCCAAGUCUUCACCUGCAGAUCCUCAGCAUCCCAGGCUGGAACUACAGCUCCAACCACAGAAAGCACCUACAGAAUCUCCAGAAAGGCCAUGGAAGGAGGGCCAAGGCAGACCUCCACCGUGUCCUGCUGCGACUCCAUCACCUGUAUGAGGUGGGGGAGGACCCAGUCCUAUCUCAGCCCGUGAGUGUGAACCUGGAGGUCGUGCUGCAGGGGCUGGGACUGGUGGUGGAGGUGGAGGAGCGCUCACUCACAGGAACCUGGGAUGUGAGCACGCUGCACCGCUGGAGCUGGAGGACACGGGAUGGUCCCCACAGCAGAGGCAGCUCCAGCUCUCACUUGACAUCCCUGCAAGGCAUGAAGGUCACCAUUUACCCAAAGGAAAUCCGGACAUUCUUCAUCCACUUCUGUAGCAGUGAGCUCUUGGUUGACUCUGUGGCCUCAGGGCGACCCUGAGAGCCCCAGGAAGAGGAACAGGACCCAGGACAUGGAAAAGCAGCAUGGGAGGAUGAGCGAGGACCCUCCUGAUAAACUAAUG
Molecule: messenger RNA, 3112 nt
Organism: Lutra lutra (Eurasian river otter)
Lineage: Eukaryota; Metazoa; Chordata; Mammalia; Carnivora; Mustelidae
Product: epididymis-specific alpha-mannosidase-like
Exons: 19
Coding region: 1-3030 (1009 amino acids)
Biological process (GO): mannose metabolic process
Cellular component (GO): lysosome
Molecular function (GO): alpha-mannosidase activity; carbohydrate binding
Source: RefSeq, a predicted model, not a curated record